This is a messenger RNA of Onychostoma macrolepis, 5945 nucleotides long. RefSeq names its product leucine rich repeat and fibronectin type III domain containing 1 (gene lrfn1). NCBI's taxonomy places the organism in Eukaryota, Metazoa, Chordata, Actinopteri, Cypriniformes, Cyprinidae. Bases 1112 to 3328 code for a protein of 738 amino acids. The transcript has 5 exons. Gene Ontology annotation, molecular function: protein binding. The record is from RefSeq and is a predicted model, not a curated record.
AUGUUGGUGGUGAAAUUCCGCUAUUGGCACGUGUGCAAAUCCAUCUCUCGCGCUCUCGCGCACUACAGACAGAGCAGUGUUGUCUCGAGCUCGCCGUGAGCGGACUGUUACCGAGGCUCCUGACGGCGGAGGGAGGGACACACAGUCCGGAUGCUCCUUCAUGAGGAGUAAAGCAAUACAUCAGCGACUCCAAUGCGGUGCCAAAUGUUUCUAAUUCGGUUUCUGCGUCCGUUUCCCGCAGGAUACCGUUUGGUAAAAAAUGCGCAUAUGAAAUAAACGUGGGUGGGAUCCCUUCUGCAUUGGCCACUGGAUCUACUGCCGUUAAAACGCGGAUCUGCGUUUGGAGAAACGCUGGAAAAUUGAUCUGUAUGCCGAGCAAACUGGAUGGAGAUUUCUGAGGGAGAUUUCCGCGCCGGUGUGAAUAGACGCUUUGUCCUUUGCGUCUUUUUUCACGUCUUCUGAGAGGAUUGUAUCCGUGUUUCUCCUCAAAUGGUCUUAUUUUCGUGUUUAUCCACUAAACACGACGAUAUCGUACUGUUUUUUUUCCUCACAGUGCCAUGUUUUCUCUGAGGCGAUCCGACGUGAGGCGAAAAGUCUGACUGGACCUCCUUCAGAAGUAAACCAUCAACAUUUCUGGAUCCUUCGACCGUUUUUCAUUCUAACUCUGUUUUGGAAGCUAUAAUUCACGUUUUGGAUUAAAUAUAUCCUAAACGGAAAGUCUGUUUUGGGAUUUCAAAAGGUCGCUUGAAUCGAGUCAGCCGUUUGGAAUGAAGAACCGUUAAGAGUAGCCGUUAAAUAUUUCGCGGCAUAUUUGGAUUCGAAUUCCUGGUCUAUAUUCAUACGUUUAUCGUUUUAUACAUACCACACAAUACAUUUAUCCAAGUGAGCAUUUUGUGUCGAGACUCUGGACCCAGAGGAGGUGAUUUAGACAUCAUCUAUCUGAAGAUCCCGGACAUUUCUGUGCUGCUCUGAACUUGAGGCGUUUGGAUGCUCCAGGACGGAGGUGGCAUCACUCCAGUUACCCAGAAGCCCUUGAAAAGACGAGAGAUGCCCUUUUGAGAUGACUGACACUGGAACAAACUUCAUAUCUGGUUUAGGCAGCUGAUGAAUCAUGGAGAGGCUGGUGUUUUACGUGCUGGUGUUCGGCGCGCUGGUGAAGGCUCAGCAUUGCCCGGGCCGCUGCAUCUGUCAGACCAUCUCGCCCACGCUCACGCUCCUCUGCGCCAAAACCGGCCUGCUCUUCGUGCCACCCACCAUCGACCGCAAGACCGUCGAGCUGCGUCUGACCGACAACUUCAUCACGGCCAUCCGGCGGAAAGACUUCCUCAACAUGACGAGCUUGGUGCACCUCACUCUGUCCCGCAACACCAUCAGCCAGAUCGCGCCACACGCUUUCCUCGGCCUGAAGGCUCUGAGAGCGCUGCACAUGGACGGAAACCGACUGACAGUCAUCAACAGCGACCAGCUGAAGGGUCUGAUCAACAUCAGACAUCUGAUCCUGGGCAAUAAUCAGAUUCACCACGUCGAACUGUCCACCUUCGACGAGUUCGUCUCCACCAUCGAGGACCUGGAUUUGUCCUACAACAACCUGAGGACGUUACCAUGGGAAGCCAUCGCCAGGAUGACCAACAUCAACACCUUAACCCUGGACCACAAUCUGAUCGACCACAUCGGCACCGGGACCUUCACGCUCCUCACCAAGCUGGUGCGGCUGGACAUGACCUCGAACCGUCUGCAGACGCUUCCGCCAGACGCGCUGUUCCAGCAGGCGCAGGUGCUGUCCGAGCCCAGAGCGUCCGGCUCGUCCCGGCUGACGGUGAGCUUCGGGGGAAACCCGCUGCACUGUAACUGCGAGCUGCUGUGGCUGCGGCGCCUGACAAGGGAAGACGACCUGGAGACCUGCGCUUCUCCGGAGCACCUGAUGGACAAGUACUUCUGGUCUAUUCAGGAGGAGGAGUUCAUCUGCGAGCCACCGCUCAUCACCAAACACCAGGUCACCAAAUCCUAUGUGAUGGAGGGUCAGGGCGUGACUCUAAAGUGUAAGGCGAUGGGUGAUCCCGAUCCUACAAUUCACUGGCGCUUUCCCGAUGGCAAACUGGUCCACAAUAACUCGCGCACAAUCCUGUACGACAAUGGCACGCUGGACAUCCUGAUCACCACGCUCAAGGACAGCGGCGCCUUCAACUGCGUGGCCUCCAACGCUGCCGGCAUCGCCACCGCAGCCGUGGAGGUCAACAUGAUUCCACUGCCGCUCUUCGUCAACAACUCGGGUCACAUGAGGGAGGCCGACCCGGGACUCUCCGACAUCACCACCUCCACUAAAUCUGGCAGCAAUGACACCAAACCGCAAAACAAGAGGGUGGUGGUGGAAAACCUGACCGCAAACUCGGCCGUCAUCCACUGGCCGUCCGAGCGCCACAUUCCUGGGAUCAGAAUGUACCAGAUCCAGUACAACAGCACCGUCGACGACACCCUGGUGUACAGGAUGAUUCCGUCGGCCAGUAAGACGUUCAGGAUCAACGAUCUGGCGGCGGGCCGCGAGUAUGAGCUGUGUGUGUUGGCGGUGUAUGACGACGGCAUCACGUCUCUGACGGCCACACGCGUGGUGGGCUGCGUUCAGUUCCACACGGGCGCCGAGGCGGGGCAGUGCCGCUUCAUCCCCAGCCAGUUCCUGGGCGGCACCAUGAUCAUCAUCAUCGGCGGCAUCAUCGUGGCCUCCGUCCUCGUCUUCAUCAUCAUCCUCAUGAUCCGCUACAAGGCUUACGGCGGGGCCGAUGCGGCCAAAGGCAAAGCACGUGGAGACGCCAGCGUAAACAUGCACUCGCAGACCAACGGGAGUCGCCCGGGACGCUCCGGUUCGAAGCAGGAGGAGCGAGCCGAGUCGCCCGGCGGGAAAGACUGCAAGGCUCUGGUGCUGCUGAAGAUGGAGGAGACGCAGGAGGAGCUCAAAGUCGAGCUUCCGUCCGAGAAAGCAGCGCCACCGUUGUCGUCUCGGAGAGCCAGUCUGGGCGACGAAACGCAGACGGACAGCAGCCUGACGGGCUCCACCAUGUCCCUGUGUCUGAUCGGCUCCGGGGCCAACCCGGCCGAGCCCCCUCGGAAGGGGCCGCUGGCCAACAUGGGGCUCCUGCCCAGCGAGCUGGCCCGGACUCGGCAUCGCUUCUCCUUCGACGGAGACUAUGCUCUAUUCCAGAGCCACAGUUACCCGCGACGGGCUCGAACCCGCCGGCACAAAUCCACCACCCAGCUCAACACAGACGUGUCGCCGCCCUGCAGCCGGAGGGUGACCUUUAGCAGCACAGAGUGGAUGUUGGAGAGCACGGUGUGACGGACUGAAGCACACACACACACACACACACUCGGACUGUCUACAUAUUGACGUUGUUGCAGUAACACACACUCUGUUGAUUCCUGUGUCCGGUUUAACACGUAUCAAACAUGCAGCUCUGCUGCCAAACCUAGUGAGCUGCCUACUUAAGACGGUGUCUAAAGAUGCAUUAAAUUGAUCAAAAGUGACAGUAUAGACAUUUCUAAUAAAUAAAUAAAUGCUGUUCUUUUGAACGUUCUUUUCAUCAAAGGAUCCUAAAAAAUAAAAUGUGUGCAGCACAACUGUUUUCAACAUUGAUAAUAAUCAGAAAUGUUUCUUGAGCAGCAUAUUAGAAUGAUUUCUGAAGGAUCGUGUGACACUGAAGACUGGAGUAAAAUUCAGCUUUGAUCACAGGAAUAAAUUCUGUACAUUUUACAAUAUAUUCACAUAGAAAACAGCUAUUUUAAAUUGCAAUACCAUUUUGAAAUUUUUCCAGUGGUUCUCGUGUGUUUUUACAUUAUAUUUUACAUUGAAAGUACAGACUCAAGAUUUAUUUUUAUGUUCAUGCACUGACAUUUUUAAUCAUACAAAAUCGUAUUGGAAUGGUUUCAUUGGCACCAAUAAUUCACUUCUAACAUAUUUAAUGUUGCCUGGGUUGUUUUUUUUCUGUUACGUUAUACAGUUUAGUUCAGAUGAAUUUACAUCAACACACUGUUGUUGUUGUUUUUUUAGCUUACUUUUUAGUAUCUUUAGUUAUUUUUAUUAUUUUUUAUUAUAGUAUUUAUGAAUAGUUUUAGUUUUAUUCCAGGUAGUAGUUUUAGUACUUCAGGCAUUUUCAAAACUUUUAAGUGUUUCACCUAAUAUCUGUAUUUUAUUUUAUUUCAGAUAACAAAAAUGUUUUAAAUAUUUUUAGGUUAGUUUUAGCUUUAUUUAAUUAGAUUGUGCAAUUUUAGUUUUAUUUCAGUUAGUAAUUUUAGUAGUUUAACUUAUAUCAGGCAACAUUUUUUUUUUUUUUUUUUUUAAUGUUUAGUUUAAGUUUUCACCACCUAGUAUUCAUAUUUUAGUUUAUUUCAGCUCCAUUUGAAUUAACAUAUAUAUAUGGUAAAUUAUUAUGGCAAAAUUACAUCAAAAUCAGAUCAAUAUACAUCAGAAUGCUAUUUGCAUGGAAAAUAUGAAAAGUGUUUUCUCCUCCCUUAUAUAAUUUGAUAAUCUAUUUAUUUGACUAUCCUAACUAUUUAUGAUUAGUUGCAUUUUAUGUUUUGCAUUAAUCAUAGUUUUGCUCUUGGUGAGCCAUCGGAACAGACCUGAGACCUUUUUUACACCACUGUAUUGUUAACUUGCAACAUGCUAACAUCGAAUCAGUGUCACAUGUGGAGUUCAGAGUGUUUCAAAUCAGUUGGAUGCGGCGUUAGAAGGCAGCUCCCUAUGUAGGCGGCUCACUAGGGUUCGAAACAGAGCUCAGUAGUGUGAUAUGAUAGAGCACAGUCUGACCCGUCCUGCCUCCUCCUGCGGUCCUAAAGAGAGUCCGUAAUGCAGCGGUGCCUUAUCUAAUGACCAACCCACGGAGGAUGCUGCUAUCUGAGGUUACAAACACACCCGUCCUGUCCCGUCCCGUCCGCACAGGUCUCUUUCGUUAGUCUUUUUGUUUACUAUGUGAUGCCAAGGGUGCAGAAGCAGGAGGAAGUGACUGCGUUGGUUUGCGGUGAUGAUACGCAUCCAGGUGAGCGCUGUGUGUGAAUGUGUAUAUGUCCAAUACUUUUCAAAGACUUUUGCACAGAAGACACGAGAUAUAUACGGAUACGUAUCGCACCAGUCUAUACAACAAUAAAAAACUAUUGCGAAAUAGAUCUAUACAAAUAACAUUCGGUUUUUCAGGAAGAACGGACCAGGUUUUCUACAAUAUGAGGACGAUUCGCAGCUGGAUGGACUUCUUUCUGAACCGGUAUUGUGCUGAUGUGACUGUAUCCAAAAAUCGGUUUUGUAUCUGGCUGGUCUAGAUAAAAAAUAAUGAUUAAAAAAAAAAAUCAAAAGAAAUAAGACCAAUAUUGACAGCAACGACAAAUACAUAUAUAAGUAUAUUAAAAUCUCUCGGUGUAUGUGUUCUGAAUAUGUAAGUCAUAGGUGACAUGACUUUUUACGAAACAUUUUGGAGUGCUGGCGUACGGUUUUUACAUUAAAAACCACUGUCAUCACUGAUCCCCACGUUUAGCGUAUUAAAGUUUGGACCAUUUAUGCCUCACAAAAAGGGGAUUAAAUUUUUUUGUGUGGGUUGACUGUAUGAGGUGUUUUUGUCUUUUCUUCUUGCACAUUUUCCUCACACGUUUCUCUCGCAUGCUGAAUGUGUCCGUAAUUAUGGGAUCUACCAAGCAACCAAAUAUACCACAUCUAAUUAUGGUUUCGUGAAGAUUUCAGAUGUUUUGGGGUUUUUUUAUACAAACACGGUUUUAUUCUCAGAUACAGUGUACAAGGGCUCUGCAGUGAUCAAAAUGCAUUAAUAUCAUUUUAUGAAAUAUUCCUUCCUGUCUGUUAUACUGUGAAAGAUGCACAUUAUGGACAAACAUUUUUGCAAAUAUCUUAGCUAAGGUUUAAAGUUUAAGCUCUACUUAAAUGCAACUAAUGUUCUGCUUACUUCUUCAGU